AUGUCUCAUGUGCUAACUGAUGAAGAGAUAUCACGCAUACUGAAUGAAAGUGAUGCAGAAUGUUCAAAUUCUGACUCUGAGGAUGACUUAUUUGCUGAAAUGAAUCAACAGCCUACGAUGUCAGACUUUGAAUGUGAUGCUAAUGACGAAAUACAGUCUCUAAACAUUGAAGAUGUAGCGAAUAGUGGUGUUAAAAAAUCCACAACAGGUUUGAGGAGGAGAGCUACUUGCAUGCCUGAGAUGGGCCCAUCUCUGAAGAACAAACAGGAAUUUGAUUCCAGUGGACCUAAAGGAAUACUGGAAUCUUUCGUGGAUUACUUUCCAGCUGAAUUUUGGGAGCUUUUGGUGUAUCAGACAAACCUGAAAUCUGUUCAGACUAGUUCACUUAGUUUGAAAACAACAAAAUCAGAAAUUUUGCAUUAUAUUGGGAUUGGAAUUGUCAUGGGGACUGUUAAGAUACCACAGGUAAAAAUGUAUUGGUCCAGCCUUCUCUGCUUUCCUCUCGUCACUGAGGCCAUGCCCAGGGAUACAUGUUACAAACUUAGAAGUAAUCUGCAUUUUGUUGAUAACCUAAGUGCUCGGGACCCUAAUUAUAAGCUGUGGAAAAUUUAUUCACUUGUUGAUGCAGUGAGAAAACAAUGCUUAACAUUGCCCAGAAAUUCACAUUCGAGUAUUAAUGAACAAAUGAUUCCUUUCUCUGGGAGGUGUGGUUUCACUCAGUAUGUUCCUUCUAAGCCUAAUCCACUGGGGUUAAAAAAAUUUAUUCUUGCUUCUAAUGACAGACUACUCCAGGAUUUCUGUAUUUAUGUUGGGAAGGGCACUGUUCCAGAAGAUGAUCUGAAGACCCUGUCCCUCAAGAUGGCUCUCAUGUAA
This is a messenger RNA of Schistocerca serialis cubense, 873 nucleotides long. RefSeq lists its product as uncharacterized. The transcript is spliced from 3 exons. Bases 1 to 873 code for a protein of 290 amino acids. The record is from RefSeq and is a predicted model, not a curated record. Lineage: Eukaryota; Metazoa; Arthropoda; Insecta; Orthoptera; Acrididae.